AUGGAGAUGUUUUCGCACUUCAGGCGGUUGGGCGCGUCGUUGAAUUUGAAAGAUAUCAUAGAUGGGAGUGGCAGUCAUCCAACGUUUUUGCAAAGUCUUAAUUUGCCAGCCACUGAAGCACUUGCUGCGAGAUAUAAGGCAGAGUGGGAAACUAUCCGAGCCCAUAAUGAGGAUACUUUUAAAAAAGCUGCCAUGGCGGACGAACAAGUAUGGAGGAUUCUCAAGACGUGUGAGGAACAUUUCGAGACAUGCCAACAAUUACAAUCAGAGGCAAGACAGCUUCCUAAAAUCAAAGCAAUGAUAGAAGAGACUACAGACAUUGCAGUUCGUUUAAAGGAUAGUUUGCGAGAGCUAGACACGAUGAUAAACAAGUAUGUUGAUGACGAAGAAAGAAACAGAAAGGUUCAAAAAGCGCAAAAUGAAUUCGAGGUCCAAAUGGAAAAUUAUAGGAAACGUAUGGAAAAUUCCUGGUUGUUUAAUGGAUCGUCUACAGGCAUCCGUGAAGAAGACAAAUUGACUAGUUUGGAAAGUAUAGAUUUAUUCACUCCAGAAGAUCAAGAAGCAUUAGAAAAUUUUCUUGGGCCUGGAAGUGACGAUGAGGCAAAUGAAACAAUAGCAGGUCCGAAUGUACAAGAUGGUCGCAGAACCACUCAGCCGGAACGAGUGCUUCAGAAGAUUGCGAAUUCCCCAAGGGAUCAUGAGUAUCGCGAUCGGCUGCAUCGCCCUGGAGAGAUUGUUAAUAAAUAA
Molecule: messenger RNA, 747 nt
Organism: Paraglomus occultum
Lineage: Eukaryota; Fungi; Glomeromycota; Glomeromycetes; Paraglomerales; Paraglomeraceae
Source: the annotation of a GenBank genome assembly